This is a messenger RNA of Salvia hispanica, 1627 nucleotides long. Lineage: Eukaryota; Viridiplantae; Streptophyta; Magnoliopsida; Lamiales; Lamiaceae. The record is from RefSeq and is a predicted model, not a curated record.
AUUUGCAUGCUAGCUGGACCAUAAUUUCAUGAUAACAUGCCUGCAAACAAUUUUUAUGCAUUUUCCCAUGAAUUGCCUAAUCAUAUUUGCUGCAGAUGUUGAUUAUCCACAAUUUUUUAAACUUUUGUGACUGUAAAGCUUAAUUCCAAAAUGUCAUAUUUGAAUCAUUACUCCCAUGUUUUCUUAAGUGGGUUGGGAGGAGUGAAAGCGACCAGUUCCAGACUUCCAGUAUUCGUAACAAAAUUUUCAUUUGUGUAAUAUCUUCCAAUCUGCAAUAAUUUGGCAAGACAAAUUAAUUUUCUAUAUUUCAUUAUCCUGUGAUCCUUCAUAGCUGCCUACCAACUGGAAAUUCUAGAUACUUGUAACAGGUGCUUUAAAAUUAAAAUAAUAGGAUAUCUAUAGAUGACUAAAUUUAUGUGAGUUGCUCUGUAUAUACCAUUAAUUUUUUAAUUUGGCUUAUAAUAUGGAUUCCAUGGCAUUUUUAAGAGCAGUAAAACAAAUUUAUUGCUUCUUCUAUGGUUGAUGUUUGUACAACACAUGCAUGGUGUGAUCGAUGCAAGCAUGAAAUGAAUAUAGUUGCAAUUUCAAAAGUACUUAGGACGCUACAUGUGCAAGAGGUAUUAAUUUAAUUGCUUUCUCACUAGCGACAUAUGGUUGUUUCCUUGUUUUAUUCUGUUGGUUGAUUAGUGAUUACUUUGUGAUUUCAACUUUUGUUUACUUAUACUACCAAGCACUGAACUCAUCCAAAAAAUGUCUUAUUCUUCAUUUAUCAUCUGUCAUUUAUGCUAGCUGUUUUUCCCUGUCUUUCAAUUGUCAGUUUCUUGGUAUACUCUUAUGGAAGAUAUUGAUUCAUGGGGACAAGACUUGAAGUAGAGUGCAGUGUUCCCCUUAGAGAUGGGGAUUUUAAAUUUUUUUGACAAAUUGAUGUUGUUUGUUGCUUUUAAAAUGCUUAUUUGUGCUGCUCAAUGUAGAGUACUAGGGUUUUAGUUUGACUGUCAUAAUCAGACAUUAGUGUCUACUGCAUUGCAGAUUUUUGGCAUAUAUGGACAAACCUUCUGACUUUGUCUACUCUGUGGUAGGUCCAAGCCCAUAUUAUCAAGCUAAAAUAGCAACUAAGUAUCAUUGAUGGGCUGCCACUAUGGUCAUUGAAACCAGGUUCUGGUUAGUGACAUAGAAGAUGAUCAAUCAUGGAGUACUGGAGAGUAGCUGUACACUGGCAUUUAAUUCUGAUUCGUUUCCUCUCAGAAGGACAAACAUAUGUGAACAAGGACGAAAGGCGUAUGUGGUGGUGCAAUGGUACUUCAUAGUAUCGCUUUCGUUCCAAUUAAUAAUGCUGGACAAUGCCCCUGGAGCACAGAACGCGCAAUUAUGGGUCAAUAUAUGCUAUCCUGCACGAGUUUCGUGUAGCAAUUUUAAUCGGGCCACCUUGAUUGUUUUUCGGGCUAGAUUUUUCUCAUUUUCUAUUCCUUAUUGUGUAUAUUCCUUAUUGAAGCCCCUAUAAAUGUUGCUCGUAUUUCUGAAAUGAACAUAUGCAUUAAAAAAGUAGGUAGAAAAGAAAUUAGAUUAUUUAUCUUUCUUCAUCUAUUACAAAGUGAUACUCCCUUCCCUUCAUGAAACUCUAUCUUGG